AUGGCUCCCAAGGAUACCAAGAAAGCCACAAAGGCCAGCUCCAAGGCUGGUGCUGCCUCCAAGGCCGUCCUCAAGGGGGUUCACUCGCACAAAGUCCGCAAGGUCAGAACAUCAGCGACCUUCCACCGACCAAAGACUCUGCAGCUGUCUCGAUCGCCCAAGUACCCCCGAAAGUCGAUUCCCCAUGUCCCCCGUAUGGACCACCACCAGGUGAUUGUGCACCCGCUCAACACCGAGUCUGCCAUGAAGAAGAUCGAGGAGAACAACACGCUGGUGUUCAUUGCCGACGUCAAGGCCAACAAGCGCCAGAUCAAGCUCGCUCUCAAGAAGCUCUACGACAUAGAUACCGUCAAGCUCAACACUCUCAUCCGACCGGACGGCUCGAAGAAGGUCUUUGCCCGACUAACGCCAGACAUUGAUGCGCUCGACAUUGCAGCCACCAAGCUCGGAAUUGUUUAA
Molecule: messenger RNA, 459 nt
Organism: Trichophyton rubrum CBS 118892
Lineage: Eukaryota; Fungi; Ascomycota; Eurotiomycetes; Onygenales; Arthrodermataceae
Product: 60S ribosomal protein L25
Exons: 4
Coding region: 1-459 (152 amino acids)
Biological process (GO): ribosomal large subunit assembly; translation
Cellular component (GO): cytosolic large ribosomal subunit; ribosome
Molecular function (GO): structural constituent of ribosome
Source: RefSeq, a predicted model, not a curated record